UAGUUAAUUUGUAUUUGUAAGAAGAUGAUGUGUGGAAACGGAUAUGAUAAACCUAGUUUAUAGGGACGACAGGAAGCAACAGUCUAAAUUUCCUACAAAAGGCAAGGCAAAAUUACUAGACAUGACCAUGUCAGCGGAUCUGCGUAAAGGAUUCCCCACACAUAGAAUAAAGUGACCAACUACGUGUUUGAAGGACAAGCACAGUUCCAAUCACAUGCAUUCUAGGCAGUCAAAUUUUUCAAACACUUUUACUCUUUUUCGUCAAUACCUAGUAUUUUCUCAAGUCCAGACAUUAACCAUUGAAUUUCAAACCCCAACCUUAUAAAACUGGUCGUUAAUCAAACCCUCUCCAAUUCCUCUAUCAACCACCAUUUUUAAACCAGAAACGCUAAGCACAAAGACAAAAUCACACCUACAACAUAUAUAUAGCUCCAUACGUUCAUUCACACAAACAAAAACAAAAUAGUUUCUUUGCAUAUACCAAGGUAACUUGUCGAAGCCAUGCAACAUUUGCCAGCCAAGUUGUGCCGCAAACUGGCUCGUCCAGCAUGCGAUGUGUUCAUAAACCAUCGUGGCAUCGACACCAAGAGGAACAUCGCGGGGUUGCUAUACGACAGUUUGACUAGGAUGGAAGUGCGGUCGUUUUUGGACAGCAUGAACAUGAAACCUGGGGAUAGGUUGUUCGAUCACAUCGACAGGGCCAUUCUAGGUUGCAAAGUGGGUGUUACGGUGUUUUCGCCACGUUACUGUGAGUCGUAUUUCUGUCUACAUGAGCUCGCUCUUCUCAUGGAGUCAAAGAAGAGGGUUGUGCCCAUCUUCUACGACGUUAAACCUUCGCAGCUUGUGGUCAAGGACAACGGAACUUGUUCUGCUAAACAGCUUCGGAGAUUCUCUUUGGCACUCGAGGAAGCUAAAUACACUGUUGGAUUGACCUUUGAUUCUUUCAAAGGGGACUGGUCGGAGAUACUGAGAGAUGCUUCAGAUGCAGUGAUGAUGAACUUACUGGAGGUAGAAGAUGAGCGAAAAAACAUGAAGAGAAAACAGUGAAUACUAAUUUUUUUUUUA
Molecule: messenger RNA, 1065 nt
Organism: Vigna angularis (adzuki bean)
Lineage: Eukaryota; Viridiplantae; Streptophyta; Magnoliopsida; Fabales; Fabaceae
Product: TIR-only protein
Exons: 2
Coding region: 502-1047 (181 amino acids)
Biological process (GO): signal transduction
Source: RefSeq, a predicted model, not a curated record